AUGUCAGCCGGCAGCGAUACCGCCGGAAAUUGCAGAAAAACGGCCGGUUUUUACCCAAAUUUUCCGGAGCUCGUUCCGGCGAUUCCGGCCACCAAAUCUUGCGAUCAAGGAGGUCUGAUCUUCGAAUUGGAUUUCGGCCGGAUUUCGAGGGGAGAUUCCGGCCACUUCCGGAAGCUUGGCCGGCGGUUUGGAGUUUUCCGGCCGCCGGAAAUUACUCAAGGCACCCACCCGCUGCCGGCGCGUGGGCUAGGAAAAUGGACCGGCUUGAGGUUCUAA
Messenger RNA from Prunus armeniaca (apricot), 276 nucleotides. Lineage: Eukaryota; Viridiplantae; Streptophyta; Magnoliopsida; Rosales; Rosaceae. The record is from the annotation of a GenBank genome assembly.